AUGGAUCAGCAGGUUGUCACGGUUGAUCAGUUCACGGUCGCCAUGGCUUCUAUUCAGGAGGCUUUGGCUAGCCUCAGGCAGGAGAUCGGUGGUCAGCAGGUUAGGCCACCGACAGUUCAGGAUGAGACGCCAUAUGACUCACACCCACCUCCACCACCCCCACCCGUUCCUUCAGUGCAUCAGGCAUCACCAUAUGUAUUACACGGGCAUUCUGAGAUCGCUCCACCCGUAGUCGCCCAGGUCGUUGUCGCUGAUGACAAGCAUGCGCGCAUGGACCGCAUCGAGCAGUGUAUGAGGCAGAUGAGAGUGUCAGAUGGAUCAGUUGUUUGGGAUGAUUUUGGGGGUAUGCCAGUAGCCAGCUUGCCGGCUAAGUUCAGGAUGCCAGAUAUUGAGAGGUACACUGGUAUUGGUUGUCCGCGCCUCCACCUCAGACUUUAUAGCACCGUGAUGAGGGCUCAUGGACUGGACGAGCCUCAGAUGAUCACUCUUUUCCCCCUAUCUCUGAGUGGGGCGGCUCAGCGCUGGUUUGCGUCUCUAGAGUCCUCGAGACGCCGUACAUGGGAUGACUUGGCCCAGGAGUUCCUACGACAGUUUUCGUUUAACACUGUUGUAGACGUAUCGAGGAGAGAGCUCGAGGCUUUGAGGCAGAGGACAGAGGAGUCCCCGAGGAUCGCCAGACAUGUGGUCGGGGUCCCGUUCGCAGAUUUUGGAUCUCUGGUUAUGGCUUUGUAUGAUGUCGAGGACGGCAUCUCGAGAGGUUUAUGGGCAGAUUCUUCCUUUAGUGAUGUUAAGGGGAAUAAACCAUUCAUAGGACCGAGGCCGACAGAGGUUGGUGUUAUCAAUUCAUCCAGUCAGAGGCCUCUCCGACGCCAUCAGCCGAUCCCACAGUUUUCCGAGCCUCAUUCUUCCUAUGCAUCUCAUCAGUACAGGCCACGGGCACCUCGUCCGACUUUUGAUCAGACAUAUCAGACUCAGACAUUGGUUUUACCUUCUUAUGCCAAUCAGGGCAUUGAGAGACCCGCGGUCUCCUACACAGCCACAGGGCAGCCAUGCUACGCUGCUCAGUUCACCGCGAAACCUGCGGCGCCUUAUCCCCGACCUGGAGCCCAGCAGACUUCUGCUCCGUUUGCUUUGAGGACGCAGAGGCAGUUCUCGCAGAUAGGCAUGCCGUUGAGCCAGGCUCUUCGGAAGCUUACGGAGGCUGGUUUAUUGACUGCUCUCACCCCUCGGCCACUACCUCAGCCGAUUCCAGCUCAGUUCAGGAUGGAUUUACAUUGUGCUUAUCAUCAGGGACCUGGACAUGAGACCGAUCGAUGCACCGCUCUGAGGCACGCUAUUCAGGAUCUGAUAGACCAGGGUUUGGUACGCUUGGGCCAGCCGAGUGUGACCACAAACCCGUUGCCGACCCACACCACACAUGCAGUUCCUCCACCAGCUGGUGGUAUUCAUUUCUUGGACUUCGAUGAGACUGAUGAUCAUGUCCAUAUGUUGAGUUGGGAUGAUCCAGACCCAGAGCCUAUCAUGCCAGCUGGGAUUUAUGAGACGAGUGGGGUGACUCUAGAGCCACAGAUGCCUGCUCCAUUCCGAUUAGUUCCUGAGGCAGCAUUUGUACAAGCGGCCACUUCCGAGCCUCUGACAUUCACACGCUAUAGCGUUCAGGCGCCGUACAUUCUAAUCCCAGAUGUUGAGGAGGUUCGAGCUCCACAUGUUGAUAUUUCUCAGACUCCGGACAUCCAGUAUAUCCUUCGAGGGGGUAGAGUGAUGCGACAGCCACCUCCCGCGGCAGCUAGGCCAGUUGAGGGUACAUCUGCUUCCCAGGAGGAGGUCAGAGCAGAGGAUAACGAGAUUUUGAGGCAGUUGCAGAGCACUCAGGCUCGUAUUUCUAUCUGGAGCCUUUUAGCGUCCUCCAGUACUCAUCGGGAUGCACUGACUCGAGCUUUGAGCCAGAUCAGAGUUGAUACCACGACCACUCCCGAGGAACUCAUUCAUAUGAUGACGGGCUCAGACCACACUCGCCCGCUCUACAUAUCUGUUGGUUGUUCAGGACGCCGAGUCCCAUCUGUCCUUUUGGACAAUGGCUCGGCCCUGAACGUAUGUCCUCUUGCCACCGCCAUCGCUCUUGGAUACGCACCAUCUGAUUUCGGCCCAUCCACUCAGACCGUCCGAGCUUAUGACAGCACCCGUAGAGAGGUCAUGAGUACAUUGGAGAUCGAGCUGCUGAUCGGUCCAGCCACUUUUGUCGCUGUAUUCCAGGUUUUGAGGAUUCCUACAUCCUUUAACCUGCUUCUGGGCCGACCAUGGAUCCACAGAGCCGGGGCCAUUCCUUCUUCCCUUCAUCAGAAGGUGAAGUUUAUUCACGGCGGUCAGGUCGUCGUGGUGCAGUCUAUGGGAGACAUGUUCAUUGCUGCCGAGCCUGUGCUCGAGAUUAGUCACACUGAUGACGAUCUUUUUCUGACUGGAUUCACCUUCGAUGAGGUGCAGACCGUGGAGAUAGAGGAUUUCUGUCGGGAUUUUGUGGCCAUGUCCUUUGACCAGCAUGGGAGCACAGUGGUGCUCGAUAUUAUGCGGAGCAUGUCCUAUCUACCUGGCAUGGGGUUGGGUCGACGUCAGCAUGGACCGAGUAAGUUCAUAGCCAUCCCUGAUCACGACGUACCGUUCGGACUCGGGUUCAUCCCCACUGAGGCCGAUUAUCUCUACAUGGCGCGUUUGCGCAAGGAGAGAGUGAGGGCUCGACUGACCCACACACCUUUCUAUUACCCUAUGUGUCCGUACACCAGGAGCCUAGCAGAUUACUUUGUGAGGGCAUCGGAGCCGCACACACCAUCUGACGGGAUUGUCGGAGGACUUAGCACCACCCAGGAGGCCGAGCUUCAGCGCCUUGUCCAGUAG
Vitis vinifera (wine grape) is the source of this 2889-nucleotide messenger RNA. RefSeq lists its product as uncharacterized. The record is from RefSeq and is a predicted model, not a curated record. The coding region runs from base 1 to 2889 and encodes 962 amino acids. NCBI's taxonomy places the organism in Eukaryota, Viridiplantae, Streptophyta, Magnoliopsida, Vitales, Vitaceae. The transcript is spliced from 3 exons.